UGGAUGGUGAAAAAGGAGUUAGACUGGUGUCCCGGAACGUUUCACUAUAUAUGUCCUCACCGCAGGGGGUCCGACGGGGGGCUCGGCAGGUGUCUCCUCCCCGUGUGGAAUUUCAGAGGACCGGACCUGAGAUCAGUUUUUGUGUUCCCGCCCCCCUCACCUUAUCUCUGGCCUGUCUGAGCGCCUCUCAUUAACAUAAUUAUGCAGCCGCACGCCGGGAGGCUUCACAGGCUCCAACAAACGCCGUGCACGCUUUGGGAGCAACAGGACAGGUGAGACCUGAGCUCAGGAACAAUCCAACAUGAGGCCCAGGGCGUCUUCUCUGGCGCUGUUAGCAGUGUGUUUACUCGGUGUGAGUGCUGUCUCACACGUGGAGGAGAAGAGGAGCCAGGAGCGGCUCUUCCUCAGCUCCCUGGGGCUUUCCGAGCGACCUCGGCCCGCAGGGAGCCACCAGCCCCGGCUCCACGUCCCCUCUGCGCUCUGGAGGAUGUUCCGGGCGCCAGGCAACACCCAGGCCCAGGAGGGCGACCCGUGCACGGUGUCAGAGUACGGAGUCCGCGGCAACAUCAUCCGAUAUGUACGAGACCAAGGCAGACCGGUGUCUGGCUGGAGCAGCAGCUGUCAGGCCUGUCUGGAGAAGCAGCUGUUCUUCAACAUGUCUGUCCUGCAGCCUGUGGAGCUGCUGUCUCUGGCUCAGCUGGAACUCGGGUUCCUCUGGAAGCCCUUCAGACCUGCAGAGCUUCUGCAGCACCCCCGAGCUCUCAGCAUGUCUCUGUACAAAGUGAUCAGACCCACACUGAGAGGAGCCGAUCCUCAGGCCAAUCGAAGACUCCUGGUGUCCCAGUCUGUCUGGUUGCAGCCUGAGCCUAACUCCGUCACCAUGAACCUCACCCCGCUGGCAGAAAACUGGCGCAAAGUAGGACACAACUAUGGUUUGAUUCUAGAGCUCCUGCCUCUCAGCACAGAUUCAGAGGAGCUUCUUCCUUUUCAACCGGGUAACGCCCUCAUGUUGGAGCCAGCCUUUACCUUUCCACUGAUCCAGGCCUCCUUGGUGGUCGUGUCCCUCAACCUCCAUCAGUGUCGCUCCAGACAGAAGAGAAGUGCCAUCCACCUUCAUGUGACGCCCAGCAACGUGUGCAAGGCUCGAAGCCUCUACAUUGACUUCAAGGACGUGGGCUGGCAGGACUGGAUUAUCGCUCCUCAGGGCUACAUGGCCAACUACUGCCACGGCGAGUGCCCAUUCCCGCUCAGUGAGAGUCUGAAUGGCACUAACCAUGCCAUCCUGCAGACCCUGGUUCACUCCUUGGACCCGCACAGCACGCCACAGCCCUGCUGCGUCCCCAUCCGUCUCUCCCCGAUCUCCAUGCUCUACUAUGACAACAACGACAACGUGGUGCUUCGACAUUAUCAGGACAUGGUAGUGGACGAGUGUGGGUGUCGAUGAGGUCCUGGGACAUUUCUGAUUGGUCCCCGGCUAUCAGAUAUCCAUCAGUUGUCUUUUAGCUUCUCUGUCCGUGGAGACAGUUUUGAAUUGUUGGUAAUUAUUAUCAUGUGAUGUCUAUGAAGACGGGAAUUUUGAAAAGAAAUUAAGAUUUGCAUGUGCUUGUUCUCAGGGAAACGUAGACGUUUUUAAUAUGAAAGCUGAUGUUAAUAAAAAUUCCAAGGCAAUAUUUUUUCAUA
Messenger RNA from Monopterus albus (swamp eel), 1680 nucleotides. RefSeq names its product growth differentiation factor 3 (gene gdf3). The transcript is spliced from 2 exons. Gene Ontology annotation, cellular component: extracellular region. The record is from RefSeq and is a predicted model, not a curated record. NCBI's taxonomy places the organism in Eukaryota, Metazoa, Chordata, Actinopteri, Synbranchiformes, Synbranchidae. Gene Ontology annotation, molecular function: growth factor activity; cytokine activity. The coding region runs from base 302 to 1444 and encodes 380 amino acids.